GCAUGCGCACUAGCUGCGCAGAAACCACUUCAAUGAACACAAAGAAAAAUAUAUUUUCGGAAAAAGAAGAAAAUAGAUCUUAUCCAAUGUGUAGCAUACUCUAUUAUUAUUAUUGUACCCCUAAUUAGAAUAUUCUUGUAGGGAUUGGUGAGUUUUUUUUCUUGAGAUAAGUUCUUGCAUGCCUUUUCACGUGAAAGAGACUUUAUAAGGAGUUCAGUCUUAGAAACCUCUGGCACUUUUAGAAGUGAAAAUUAACGUAGAGGAAUUAUCGGUGUCCGACAAUUAUAGUAGCCAUUAAAAAAUGGCAGCAUACACAUUACCGGAGGGAUUCUCCGAUUUUGACAUGUUUGCAUUCGGUUCAGCUCUUCUUGUUGGGGGUCUUCUUGGAUUCUUCCUCAACGCCAUUUCAAUAUUGGCCUAUAUUAGCGUAAAGCAAAUGCGAACUCCCAGUAAUUUCCUUGUGUUUAACCUGGCUGUGGCUGACAUUAUGCUCAAUAUAACCGGCCUGAUCGCUGCUUACGCCAGCUUAUUUCAUAGUCACUGGCCCUGGGGCCAAGACGGAUGUAGCAACCACGCCUUCAUGGGGAUGACAGCAGUUCUGGCCUCUAUCAGCUUCCUGGCUACCAUCGCCUGGGACAGAUAUCACCAAUAUGUCACCAAUCAGAAGCUGUUUUGGAGCACGGCCUGGACUAUUUCUAUCAUAACCUGGGGUUUGGCUAUCUUCUGGGCCGCCGUCCCUCUGAUUGGUUGGGGAGUUUAUGACUUUGAGCCCAUGAGGACCUGCUGCACUCUAGACUACACCAAAGGAGACAAGGACUACAUUACCUAUAUGGGGGCCCUGACUGUCUUCUACCUUAUCUUCCCUGCUUAUGUCAUGAAGUCCAACUACGACGCCAUUCACGCAUACUUCAAGAAGAUCCACAAGCACAGGUGGAACACCAGUUUACCACUGAGGGUUCUGUUGUUCUGCUGGGGACCCUACGAAAUCAUGUGUAUCUACGCCUGCUUUUGCAACGCCAGACUGGUCUCUCCAAAGCUGAGAAUGUUGCUUCCUGUUUUGGCGAAAACGAACCCUAUUUUCAACGCGUGGCUCUAUUCCUUUGGGAACGAGUUCUACAGAGGAGGGGUGUGGCAGUUCCUGACUGGCCAGAAGUUUACUGAGCCGGUCGUUGUGAAGUUAAAAGGAAGAUAAAGGAAGUUUUCCAUUCUGACAUUCUAAUUCUAUGGUUACACUACUGUACAGACCAUGGAAUUAGAAUGUUCCAUUCUCACAUUCUAAUUCUAUGGUACAGGCUAUAUCCAAACAACAUCAUCAUCAUGCACUCUCAUUGCAGUAGGUUUCACAUUGGAAGAAUGGUAUUUGUACAAGGUGGUGAACUUAAUGUUAAUUGUUUAUUUAGCUGGCUUGGGAAACCAUGGGUCCAAUGUAGCUUGUCAAUAGCGGUAUGGUGGCUGACUCUCCAUUCAAAUAGACUUUGGGGAGAAGCACCUGUGAUUAGAUUGAAUGAUGUCUCAUGAUUGACUAGACAAAGGACACUCAGUGACCUACGUUGUAAUACAAAUACCACAGUGCUCUUAAUGCCAUGUUCAUGCUGAGUGAUUUGAAGGUAAUACAACCAGAGAUCAACUUAAAAGUGGACCAAACUUAAGGUUCAAGUCAUGUUAAUGUAAUACCGUUUUUUUUUAAUAGCCAAUAGCUUUACUUCUAGAAGUCUCCCUGAUGUAUCCCUCCAAGCACUGUAAUAAACACAGCAAGGUAUUCUGCCAUGCAGCCGCUCUUCAA
Molecule: messenger RNA, 1783 nt
Organism: Salvelinus sp. IW2-2015
Lineage: Eukaryota; Metazoa; Chordata; Actinopteri; Salmoniformes; Salmonidae
Source: RefSeq, a predicted model, not a curated record